AUGGCGUCGCGGUCGACGUCCGCGAUGGGCCACAUCGGCGGCGGCGGCGGCGCAGGCGUAGGCGCGCGCGAAAAGACGUACUUCGAGCAGCAGCGCGAGGCGUUGAUCGGCGAGAUAGCUAUGAGCUUCGAGCACGUCCUGGCCAACAUCAACAAGCUGAACCGAUCGCUGGAGGCUGUUGUAGCUGUCGGAAACGAGUUCUCCUCCGUCGAGGCACUGUGGUCGCAAUUCGAGAACGUCAUGGCGAAGGACGGCGACGAGGGCAAGACAGCGGCGGCCGAGGGCGAGGGGCAGCACACCCAGGGGCAAGGACAGGCACAGACGCAUGGACGAGGGGGUGACGAGGGAGAAGGCGGCGAAACGACGACGGCGAGACAGGGCGAGUGA
This is a messenger RNA of Anthostomella pinea, 387 nucleotides long. NCBI's taxonomy places the organism in Eukaryota, Fungi, Ascomycota, Sordariomycetes, Xylariales, Xylariaceae. The record is from the annotation of a GenBank genome assembly.